CUUCGCCCCCCCUCUCUCCCGCAUACCCGUCUCCAACAUGAUUGCUCUCUUUGCACCCUCCUACAGUGCACAGCCGCCUCGGCGCGCGCAGCAUCUGAAGCAUCCUCCCAUUUACCAAGCCUACCCUGCCGACAAGGCGAUUCUGAGACGCAAGCGUCGCCGCCAGCUGGCGUCGCUCCCCGAGAAGAAGUUCCAACAUUCGUUUGAGGUGGAGCGCGUAGCGCAGCGAGAACAUCGCGAGAAGGUUGAGGAGGUGAUAGAAGAGUAUCGAGAAAUGGGACAGUCGAGGAAGCGCAAGGUCGUCGAGGUGCUAUUCAAGUUGAUUCGAGCGAUUCAUCCCUGUCCUCGCCACCAUCUGGGCGCUGUAACCGUCAUCCUCAAUGCUAGCGAGAAGGUAGAUGCUGAAGAAGAAGAAGAAGGCAUAGAGACUCAUAUGGAGGAGGACGAAGUGGAUAUUGACAUAUUUGAGAACGACCAUCAUGCCGAUGCUGACAUGCCCGACGUCGAUCUCGACAUGGAAGUUGAUGAAUACAACUGCAGCGCUGAUGUCAACAUGUCCGAGUCCGCGCCUGCGUCUACAUCCGUACCCGCACUUACGUGUUUGUUCCCUCCGGGUCUCUCAGCCAACAUGCCCCCGAACGCUCCCGGGGCCGACAUGGCCGACAUCGAGACAAUCGCUGCUGGGCCGGCUUUUGUCGACGGUUAUGUGCCUCUGGACAUCUGGAUCGCACUCUACAUGCCGUCGUCGCCGCGGCCGACGGCAGAGAACCCAGGGUACUUGAUCGACUCGGCAUACGAUACGCCCGCGCCGCCCGCCAUCGUACUAUUCCCCACGACUGCCACCGAGCAGCAGGAGCAACUCCAGUCCCAAUUGCAACCACAAUCACAGUCGAGCGCUAGCACUGAAGACUGGUCGACGUAUUACUGCCCCGGCAUCCCAGUUCUAGCUACAGGGACUCCAGGCUACAGCGUCGACUCGACAAUCGACUUCGAGCUGUCGGACAGCACGCUCAUAUUCGAGGAGAGUUCGCUCGUCGAGGGCCCCGACGACGUGCGAUCUCAGAAGGAUGUAUCCGACGGUGAGAAGGGUGAGCAGCCGGUUCUGCUCAUCAUCGCGCCUAAGCCAAUGCUUGCUGCCUCCCAAGCAGGACCGUCGCUCCUCUGGUCGCUCUCGUUCGUAUGAGCUCUCCCAUUCACUCAUGGCGCGGGCGCGAUAUGACGAAGACGGUAUAACGGGGACAAUAUAAUGAAGACUCGCAUAUACCCUGCAUAUAUGAAGAAUAUGUUUCUCGGAAGAUCUCGAUAAUGGAAAGACUAGCCAUGAAUGGCUUCGUUUCUCUUUCUUGAUAUCCUUAUUCAUAAUUUAUCGUUUCCGGUUUUUCAGUUGCAUACGACUUGGACUUGGGCUCGGACUCGAACUCUUGAAUUGGAUCUCUCUCUCACAUC
Phanerochaete carnosa HHB-10118-sp is the source of this 1446-nucleotide messenger RNA. RefSeq lists its product as uncharacterized. The coding region runs from base 38 to 1183 and encodes 381 amino acids. Lineage: Eukaryota; Fungi; Basidiomycota; Agaricomycetes; Polyporales; Phanerochaetaceae. The record is from RefSeq and is a predicted model, not a curated record. The transcript is spliced from 3 exons.